This is a messenger RNA of Gopherus flavomarginatus (Mexican gopher tortoise), 7062 nucleotides long. It is a transcript of the gene ZNF827, whose product is annotated as zinc finger protein 827. Gene Ontology annotation, biological process: regulation of gene expression. The record is from RefSeq and is a predicted model, not a curated record. Lineage: Eukaryota; Metazoa; Chordata; Testudines; Testudinidae. The transcript has 14 exons. Gene Ontology annotation, cellular component: nucleus. Bases 339 to 4334 code for a protein of 1331 amino acids.
CCGCACCAGCCCUCAUUAUUGACACCGCACAUAGCACACACUCACUCUCACACAGAUUAGAUCCAUUCCCUUUGAAGAAUAUUGCGACCGGGGACAAGCCAGGUGCACGACCGGGGGAGGGGGAGCGGGGGGACGAAAGAAAGAAAAGGGGGAAAGCAAAAGAAACCCCCCUUCUUGUUGGCUCCAGGAAAACCAGCUUCAAGCCCAUUCCCCAGCAGAAGAGGAAGCCCCCCGCUACUGGCCACCUCCGGCCCCGGCUUUGUGCCUGCCUUUGCCCCCCUUUGGUUUUAUUUGAUCUCCCAUUAAACCAAGGAGGAGAAUGUGAAAAAAGGGGGAAAAUGCCCAGGAGGAAGCAGGAGCAGCCCAAGCGCCUCUCUUCACAUGGUACUAGACAGGAGGAAGUGGAAGGUGAACUUAGUGAAGAAGAACACUGGUUUGGAAACUCUUCAGAGACCCCAUCGGAAGCAUCAUAUGGAGAAGUCCAGGAAAACUUCAAGUUGUCUCUUGAGGAUAGAAUCCAGGCGCAGUCCACUUCCCCGGAUACUUCUCUGGGAAGUGCAACUCCUAGCAGCAACACGCUGGAGCUGAUAGCUAUUGACAAUGAGGCUUUAAGAGACACAUUACAGAGCAAAGAACGCCUUUCUCCUGAUGUGUCAUCUUUGUGUGAAGAUGAAUCUCCUGGCCCAAAUAAGCCACUGAGCAGUAACCUGAGAAGGCUUCUGGAGGCCGGUUCUCUCAAGCUGGACACUGCUGUUACAGUCAAUGGCAAGGUCGAGUCCCCUGUAAAUGUUGGUUCAAAUCUCUCCUUUUCUCCACCUUCUCAUCAUGCCCAGCAGCUAAGUGUUCUUGCCAGAAAGCUUGCUGAGAAACAGGAACAAAAUGACCAAUACAAUGCAAGUAAUCGGUUUAUAUGGAAUCAAGGUAAGUGGUUGCCAGACUCAAGCACCACCUGUGGUUUGUCCCCAGAUUCAGCUAUCCUGAAAUUGAAAGCCGCAGCCAAUGCAGUUCUUCAGGACAAAUCACUUUCAAGGACUGAAGAUACUAUAAGAUUUGAAUCCUUUUCUUCGCCUUUUAAUUCUCAGUCUGCCAGCUCAACCUUAGCGGCUUUAUCAAAGAAAGUUAGCGAAAGAAGCAUGACUCCUGGGCAGGACCACCCACCUCCAGCCAGUUCUUUCCUUUCCCUGGCCUCAAUGACUUCCUCAGCUGCCCUACUCAAGGAGGUGGCUGCAAGGGCUGCAGGCAGCCUGUUGGCUGAGAAGAAAAAGUCACUAGUUGCAGAGGAUCCCCUGCAGCUUUCAGAGAUGAAGCAAGAGAAAGUAACUCCACCACAGUCUUUGGAAUUAUUGCUACUUCCAGUCCCUAAAGGAAGAAUUUCUAAGCCCACUAAUACAGCCUCAGAAGAAGAAGGAGGAAAACCCUUUCAGUGUCCAAUCUGUGGGUUGGUUAUAAAGAGGAAGAGUUACUGGAAACGACACAUGGUGAUUCAUACAGGUUUAAAAAGUCAUCAGUGCCCACUCUGUCCAUUUCGCUGUGCACGCAAGGACAAUCUCAAAUCACACAUGAAGGUUCAUCAGCACCAAGACAGGGGAGAAACAUUUCAAUGCCAGCUAUGCCCUUUCACUUCUUCACGCCACUUCAGCCUGAAACUCCACAUGCGUUGCCAUCAGCACUUCCUCAGGACAGAAGCCAAAGUGAAGGAGGAAAUCCCAGAAACUGAAGUCAAGGGUUCGCCGCAGCUAAAUAAUGAUUCCUGCGCUGGGCAACAGAGGGAAAGAGGAUCUGAGCUUACAGGGACAGCAUCUGUGUCUAAAACACUUGAGGUGGCUGGGCAGGCCAGUGCUGGUGUCCCACCUUUAGUAGUAAAGGAAGAACCCAAAGAUGACAACAGCAUCUCAGCUAAAUCCUUUGCUUUCAGCACUGUUGACAGAGCCAUGAACAACACAAAGCUGAAAGACUCCUCUGACUACAUGGCCAAUACAGCUUCAUCACUAUUCAGCCAGGACAUCUCCGUCAAGAUGGCAUCAGACUUUCUCAUGAAGCUGUCAGCUGCAAAUCAAAAAGAGCCCUUGACUGCUACAUUUAAAGUGAAAGACGAGCCUCAGGAUGAAGAAGCUGCAAGCUCAACCUUGUCUCAGUCCAGCUAUGUGUUCAACCAGGGACCCGAAGCCUCAGCUCCAAGCAUCCCUGAGGAGACUGUCAAGCCACAGGAAGUGCAGACAAAUGUGUUAAGGCAGGACACGUCCGUCAAGGCAGCAUCUGAGCUCCUCAUGAAGCUAUCAGCUGAAAGUUACAAGGAAACCCAGGUGGUAAAGAUUAAAGAAGAACCAAUGGAAGUUGACAUUCAUGAGUCCCAGCCCUCAAUUUCACCCAGCCAGACUGUUGGUUACAGCACUUUAUUAGGGAGAGGGAUUACUGAACACAUACAAAAGCUACCAGAGGGCCGAAUGCUCCCGGAGAGAAACCUCUUCAGCCAGGAUAUAUCAGUGAAGAUGGCUUCAGAGCUCCUCUUCCAAUUGUCAGAAAAGGUGAGCAAAGAGCACAAUCACACUAAAGAUAACACCAUCAGAACCACAACCAGCCCUUUCUUUUCUGAAGAUACAUUUAGACAAUCGCCAUUCACUUCCAACUCAAAAGAUCUCCUGCCCAAUGAAACUGCUCUUCAUGGAAGGAUAUCAGCACCAGACACAGAAAGGAUAGGGUUGGAUGCAGGAAACGGAUUGCCAUCUUGGAAAUUUAAUGACCAACUCUUUCCCUGUGACGUGUGUGGAAAAGUGUUUGGCCGACAGCAGACAUUGUCCCGACAUCUCUCACUGCACACAGAAGAGAGAAAAUACAAAUGCCAUUUGUGCCCCUAUGCUGCUAAGUGCCGUGCUAAUCUGAACCAGCACCUGACUGUCCAUUCUGUGAAGUUAGUGAGUACAGACACUGAGGACAUUGUCAGCGCUGUCACUUCUGAAGGCAGUGGAAAGAAGCACCCUUAUUAUUACAGCUGUCAUGUGUGUGGAUUUGAGACAGAGAUGAAUGUCCAGUUUGUCAGUCAUAUGUCCCUUCACGUGGAUAAAGAGCAGUGGAUGUUUUCUAUUUGCUGCACAGCUUGCGAUUUUGUCACCAUGGAAGAGUCAGAUAUGAAGGCUCAUGUCAGCACCAAGCACACAGGUGAAGAGCGGAAAACACUCAGUGAAUCAAACAGCCCUUCUUCAUCAUCUCUGUCAGCACUUAGUGAUUCUGCCAAUAGCAAAGAAGAUGCAGAUGUUACCCAAAAAACCAAGGGUUCAAAUAACCUACUAGUAAUUUCCGUAGUGCCUGGUAGCCAGACCUUAUUGAACACUGAAGAGAAAUCGGAGAAAGGUUUUGAAUGUGUUUUCUGUAACUUUGUCUGCAAAACAAAAAACAUGUUUGAGCGCCAUUUGCAAAUCCACCUGAUUACACGGAUGUUUGAAUGUGACGUGUGCCAUAAGUUCAUGAAGACACCUGAGCAAUUAUUGGAGCACAAGAAAUGCCACACUGUCCCCACCGGUGGGCUCAAGUGCCCAUUCUGCAUUUACUCCACUAAUCGCCCUGCAGCAAUGGAAUGCCACCUGAAGACCCACUACAAGAUGGAGUACAAGUGUCGGAUCUGCCAGACAGUAAAAGCAAAUCAGCUGGAGCUAGAAAUGCACAUCCGGGAACAUCGUCUUGGCAACCAUUACAAGUGUGACCAGUGUGGCUAUCUUUCAAAGACAGCCAACAAGCUGAUAGAGCAUGUGCGUGUCCACACUGGGGAGCGCCCUUUUCACUGUGACCAGUGCAGCUACAGCUGCAAACGCAAAGACAAUCUCAACUUGCACAAGAAACUGAAGCAUGCUCCACGCCAGACUUUCAGCUGUGAUGAGUGCCUGUUCAAGACCACCCACCCUUUUGUCUUCAGCCGCCACGUGAAGAAGCACCAGAAUGGGGACUGCCCCGAAGAAGAGAAGAAGGGCCAGUAUUCAACCUCUAAGCACGCCAGCCCUCUCCUAACAGUCAAUAGCUCUAGGAACCUCUUGUCACCCCUCUCAGUCAUGUCUGCCUCCCAGGCUCUGCAAACGGUGGCCAUGUCAGCUGCACACAGCAGUGGAGCAGAGCCAAACUUGGGAGUGAAGGCCUUGGCCAUAAAUGGCACCUCUUUGUGUUUUGAUAAAUACUGGAACUCUGAUUUUGCCCAUCUCAUUCCCUUAACAAUGUUUUUCCCCAAGAACCACUUUGAUAUCACAUUCCAUCCACCCAGACCUCAGACUGCACCUCUAGGUGGCACCUCACCUAAACACUCCUUCCUCGCCUACCUUGGACUAACAGAAAGGGCAGAAACUGUCUGAGGACAAUUACAUUCUGUACCAAAAAUACCCCAACAAACCCAGCAGGUAUACAUUGCUGCAAAACCUAGACUGAAGAGGUAUGAACACUUGUACUAUAUAUCAUUAGUAAGAUUUAGAAAAUGGCUCUGUGUGUAUACUUAUUGCAUUGACCUGAAAGCUGCUUUAUUAAAUCUUCAGAGAGGUGAACCUACUGCAUACUUCUACCUUCAGAGGCAUGUUCCCAAUACUCUUAUCUAAGAAACAAUUUUGUCUUGUUAAGCUGAACAAGAGUGUCCUUAAUGGCAAUCAGCACUUGUAAGAUUACAUAUUGAUGCAUUUUAUUUUUGGUUUGUGUGUGAGUGAGAAUGUGUGAAAGAGAACCUGUCUGUAGUGUGCCAUGACAUUGCUUUUGCACAUCCUUUGUAUUGGCUUAUUUAAUAAUUAUUUUUUUUAAAUUCCCUUUUCAUUUACUUUCCUCCUUCCUUCUGCCUCCCCCAACCCUCAUUUUCAUUUUAGAAUUUUGUAACUCUGUGAUUGUUAAGAAGAGCAAUGCUUGGUUCAGUGAGGAUUGGUAUAUUGGCUCAGUGCUGUUUGCAGUUUUCUAUAGUGUGUUUGGUGCCUUGUCCUCAGAUCAUCAGUUGUAAAGAUUUGAGGAUUAAGGUGGAACAGGUCUGGAAGAAAUUACUUUCAGCACUGUAAAAUGAGAGUGUGAAAUUGAAGUGUGUGUGUGUAUACAUAUACAUGCCUGUAGUGUGUGCAUUAUAUAUACACACAUUUAAAGGGCCAGAUCCUUUACAGUUACGCUGGUGUAACUAAGAUCAGAGUCUGGCCCAUAGUGUACAUCUUUUGUUUUAAAAGGGCAUAUAUAUAUAGAUAUAUCUAUACUGUAUUAAUGCAGUGGUUACCUUUAGUUUGCAGGAACAACUUGUAUAACUAGAAUUCUAUGGUGGUUAAAUCCAGCAAAGGGGAUUAAAAAAAAAAGGAUAUGGAUAAAUUCUGGGUAUAAAUGCUCAGACUAAAAAAGGCAGUUUUGCACAGUGCUUUAGUCUUGCACUAGUUUGUUCCUCACUUGCAAAAAAAAAAAAAAAAAAAAGGAAGAAAACAUUUCUUUUACAGGAUGAAGUAAUAUCAGAUUGUAUGUUUGAUAAGGUACCGGCAACUUCUUUGAAAGAGAAAGAUAUGAAAAGGUGCUGUUCAAUCAUACAGUUCUCUUUUUAUACCCUCAGCUUUUUGGUUGUAUCUGCAAAUUACGUGGUCCUAUCAAUAUUAACCUCCAUGUUAUUAAUACUAUUUUAUUCCUUUUUGUUAAUGGCUGAUAGAGUGUACACUGCUAGAAGGCUAACUUUAUACUUAUUUAAUGCUCUUAUUUUGUGGUCAUUAAAAUGACAAAUUUAUAUGUAGCACUUUAUUGCAGUAAGAAGCAAAAGUGGAUUGGUUGUAUAACCUUUGUUAAUCUUAAAAAGCAAACAGUGAUCUUAAAGAGAGAGGAAAAAAUGUUGGCUGCCUGUUAAUAGAUCUCUAUUUCUUAAGAUAACAGUUUCCAGUGCAAAAUAGACAGAAAGGUCAGGAGUAAAAGAGUCUUUCUAUUGAAAUUUGAAGUAUAAAGUAUUGAACCUUUAACAAUUAUUUCUCUCUUAAAAUUAGUGGAUGUACUAGAAUGCUUUCUUAUUGUGUUAUUGUUUUCCAUGGUAUUGGCAUUUGGGCUAGAUCUUUGUUUCAUCAUGUGUUCAUCAGGGUUUCCCCCAAUCAAGCUUUAAAAGAAGUGGCCCUAAUCAAAUUUAAUUUUCUACCCCCACAUCUUCCCUAUCUGAAAGCAUCCUCUCACACACAGGGUUACGGAUCUAAUCCAAAUCUCCUUGAAAUCAGUGGGGAGACUCAUAACAACUUCAGUGGCUCUGAAUCAGGCCUGCUGUCUAGGACUGUACCAAAGUAAGGCCCCAAUUCAGAAAAGCUUCCUUGUUCAAGGAAGGCUUUUAGUCAUAUAUUUAACUUUUAACAUAUUCUUAAGUUCUGUUGUACUUAAAGUUAAGCAUAUGGUGAAAUGCUUUCCUGAGCCAGGACCUAAGACAUUAAGUCAUUAAGCUCAUUUGUAAGUUUCCACACCUUUUAAUACAUGUUAAAAUAUUGGAAACUGUCUGCAAUGAGAAAACACUGAAUGAGGAGAACCUAACAUGUUAGCAGGCUGUAAUAUACCAAUUUAAAAGUAAAGUAAUAAUGAGGAUGUAUUUCCCACCUAAUUGUUUAAGUUCCAUCAGAUAUUUUUGGUCCUGUGAGCAUGUGGCUAUUCUAGCUAAGCUAUUAAUAUAAGUCAUCUGUUCUAAAUCUCUGUCUAAAUCUAUUAAUAGGCAAGGCAAACAAUUCAAGCCCUGUUUAUCAUAUUAUUGCACCUACGUCAUCAAAACCCUCUUUGCCUUCUUUGAGAGUAUUGACAAAAACAGAGAGUGCCGAGUAGGGCUCUCCAUUAAUAACUCAUUCAGAAUAAGAGCUAUUAAAAGGUGAGUUUCUUUACCCCCUGAAUUAUGCAAUCUACAUUUCAGUUAAUACAACUGUUACAAAAAUACAUUCCCAGUGUUUCUGGCUGACCCUACUACAAUAGAGCAGACACUUUAAAAAAAAAAAAAAGAAAAGAAAAAAGCCCACAUGUGCAUCAGUGAAUAAACUACCGAUGUAUAAGAGCAAAGAAGUAGGAAUGUUUAAAGAAUAUUUUCUGUAAACCAAAUUGCACUAUAAGAAGCUGGAACUCCCAAGA